Molecule: messenger RNA, 703 nt
Organism: Paraglomus brasilianum
Lineage: Eukaryota; Fungi; Glomeromycota; Glomeromycetes; Paraglomerales; Paraglomeraceae
Source: the annotation of a GenBank genome assembly
AUGUUACCUUUCCGACCAAUUCUUUCCGAAGAAGAAUCACGAGAGUUAGAAACAGUUGACGUCUAUGUAUCAGACGUAGAACCACAAGAGGCUGGAAAAGUUUUAAAAUUCAUCCAGAAGUAUUGUCCACCGCAUAAAGACCUCGAACAUGCGAAAAAGACAAGGAGAAUUAACCAUGAAAACGGCUACACUUUGACAGUACUUCUCUGUCAAACAAACUCGAUUUCCGAAUCAGAUCUGAUAAAGUUGGUCGCGGAAAACGAGUUGGACCACGUCAUAUUUCCCCGCGUUGAAUCUGUCUCAAAGCACAGGGCUUAUACGAGAGAACAGUUCGAUGCAUGGCGAGUGCUCUGGCCGCUUAAUUACCGAGAAGAUCCCAGGCGGGAAAUUAACUUUCCAACAGAACCUCUCCGUCUUCACAUGAAUCGAGCAAUUGAACUCUCAGAAAAAGCAAAAUCAUUGGGCGAGGUACCAAUCGCUUGCGUAAUAGUCGAUCCAACAAAGUCAGAGAUUCUUGCUGAAUCAUGUGAUACCCGCAAUACGUCAAACCAUCCGUUACGACAUGCGGUGUUGAAUUGUAUCGCUGCAAUUGGAUCUCGGGAGAAAGCUGACAAGGCUGCACUUACCACAAUAUCAGCGAAACGAAAAUCCGAUGAUAUUUGCGAGUCGGAUGAGAUAGCAGAAAAUAUUGGAUCCUAUUUGU